AUGGAUAGCAGCAGCAGUGACGACGAUCAUGUGCCUAUCGCGAUGCUGCGCAAGAAGAGCAAGACGCCCACACUCAAGGGCUCGUCACCUUCGACUCGACGCAGCGUGAAGCAAGAGACGCCGUUUAAGGAAGACGAGGACUCGGACAGUGUACCGUUGGUGCAAUUAAAGAAGAAGAAGAAGACCGCAGAACGUGACCAGGUGGCCAAGAGAAAUGGGGUGACAGCUGACGCGAAGAAAGCGGUCGUGAAGAAAGAGACGGGCGUGAAGCGCAAGGUUUCGUCGUCGUCGUCGUCGUCGCUGUCGGUGAAGAGCCGGAGAACGGCAUCCAAUGGGAAGGUCAAAGUCAGAGAUUGA
Molecule: messenger RNA, 357 nt
Organism: Hyaloperonospora brassicae
Lineage: Eukaryota; Oomycota; Peronosporomycetes; Peronosporales; Peronosporaceae
Source: the annotation of a GenBank genome assembly